Molecule: messenger RNA, 4752 nt
Organism: Pieris brassicae (large cabbage white)
Lineage: Eukaryota; Metazoa; Arthropoda; Insecta; Lepidoptera; Pieridae
Product: folliculin-interacting protein 2
Exons: 13
Coding region: 232-3264 (1010 amino acids)
Cellular component (GO): cytoplasm
Molecular function (GO): protein-folding chaperone binding; ATPase inhibitor activity
Source: RefSeq, a predicted model, not a curated record
AGGGGGACGGUCGCUACUCAAUCAAUGUUUACUUGUUAUUUACACGCGAGCCAGUACGAUAGCACAUUCCAUACAAUUCGGCCGAUUACCUAUUCUCACCUCUUCAUCGGACUGCAUUUAUAGAGAAACUCCUAUUGCAUUUCCUGUAUAAGUGCAUGUGUGUAUCUAUCAGUACUUGUAUGUAACACUAGGAAACAGCUGUGAGGUUAUUGUAAACGACUAUGUAUUAAGAUGAUAUUGAGAUCUUGUGAAGGAGCUAUAGAGCAAGUGCGUUUACUGCUAUAUAAAGAGUGUGAUAAAAGAGGCAAAAAAGUAUUAUUUGAUUCAUCAACAAUAGAAAAAUUAUCAGCAAAUAAAAAUGACAAACCUGAGAGUGGUACUAUACCCUGCAUUUUGGAAGUGUCUGAAGGCCAUACAUAUUUGUAUAAAGGCCCGGCAACUGAUGCGGGCGUACUCGGUGAGAUGAUGUUCGGAGCUGUGGCCAUGAACUGCAAGAGUGUCUCAUUGAAAAUUCACAUCAUGGAUGACCCUAAAAGGCUGAUGUGCACAAAGAUAUUUUGUGUACCAACAAAAAGAAGAACAAGUCGUGGCAAGCCAGAUAUAAAUGGGAAUAUAAGUGAUAUGAAUUCUUCUUCGCCAUUAAAUGUACCAACGAAAGAGGGAAUGUCCUUGAGCUUCUCAAUUGAUCGUGGUGAUUCAGGUUUCUAUGGCGAUCAAUCUUCAUACAGCACAUUGGGGUCUAACAUCGAUUUCUAUCCCGUUAUGGAAAAUUGGGAUGGAAAUACCCAAGAAUAUUCGUUUUCAUCGUCCAGCGUGCUUAGCUCAAGUGGCAGCUUGCGCAGGCGCACGUCACAAAGUCUUGCGACGCGAUUCGAUCUCUCUACGUCACUGCGGGUGCCCACUAUUUCCACUAUCUCCACUGAUUCACAGGUAUACAGUAAUAGUUCAAGUAGGACGAAUGACAGCCUCGCUUCGUGUCCGCCAUCUAGAAGACGGAAACUGGGCCUCGCGUUGCUGAUCACAGUAUCUGAGAGUGCUGAUGUGGACGUAAUACGACGGUGUGUGGAGCAUUCAAACCAGCUCCAAUCCUUGGUGUGCCGAUUGCGGCUGGCUACUUUAAGAGCUGGAUCUGGGAACAAAUUCGUUUCGACAUUGUAUAAGGCCACUGAAGACGCAGCGAAAUGGUUGUCGGAUCUAAUGUAUGGUGUACGAUUGCAGCCACUAUGGUCAAACCUCGUUACAAGUGACACGAGGCAGUCAAAUAAAAUCGCUGAGUGCAUAGUGUCAGACCUCUGUUCGGUGAUCGCCUUUGGAGACACAAAGACCACUAAUUUUUUCAUCAGCACCUUACUAACACAUGUGCUGACACAUCAUCUCGGCUGGGUGACUACAGUCAGCCCUUACGAUGCCGUCGUUCCCACAAAACUUUCAAAAGGGGAUUACAAAAGGCCAUAUAACGCGUUAUGGGCACAAUUAGGAGAUCUCUGUGGAAGCAUUGGCUUUCCACCUCGAACUGCAAGGACUAUUGUGGCCGGUUCUGCAAAUACACCAUUUAUCAAUAGACUCUUAAGUGUUCUUACCUAUUUCGUGAGGUGCGGUGAUGUGAAACGAAACGAUUUUCUAUAUGAAGACUGUGCGCAAGGUAGUAAAGUUACGUUAGUUGACUCUCGGACUUUUGAAACCGAGGUUUCGAGUACAGUGCGUGGUGUGAAUGAUAAUGAUGAAAACUUAACAGUGAAUACGUCAAGCGAUAGUCGGUUGGCUAUCGCAGAUGGUCUUAAAAAAUCUACAACACUCACUAAUUUAAGUCACAAGCUCUCUAACCCAGAAACCAGUUCAAAGAGUGAGGCGGGCCAGAUGCGAAGAAAUCCAUCUAUCAUGAUCACUCUGGGAGGGUCGACAGAUUCGAGUCAAAAAUCCUCGUUAACAGAAGAAAGUGAACUCGAGAAGAAAGUAGUUUUUGUUCUAGGAGACGAUGAAAAAUUAGUAGGCUUGAAGAAUAAAUCGGUUGACGGGAAAAGUGUGAAGAGAUCGUCUAAAGUGCACAACGAACCAGUCAACGUAGACCUUCCAGAAAAAACAAAUUGUGAUAAAAGUUGCGAGAAGAAACCACUAGACGGUUCAUCCAAAUGCUGCAGCCUAACACUUGAACAUUCCAAACCCAUUAAACAUUCCGGUUUUAAGUUUGAGUUCGAUAAGUAUCCUCAAAUAGUGACCAACUACAUGAAGAGCAAGAACUUGGAGAUUUUAGAUAGACAUUAUAUAGGCAAGCCGGGAAAUUUGAAGUUGGACAAUUUCCAGUUCGACCCCACUAUAAUCCCGCCAAUACAAGAAGAGAGAUGUGAGGCUUGCUACAAGUGCCAGAUGAUGGAAUCUCUACUGCAGACACCUACUAACGCCUCUGAAAUGGAGUACAUGAACGACAUGCCCCGGCAGGAGCUCCAAUACGCGAAGGAAACAGUCACGCAGGAGAGUCAGCGAGAGAUCUCUCCGAAAACAUUUGUUCGGAAAAGAAAAGAAAAUACUGUCAUUAUAAACGUAAAGAAAAACGAAGAUGCACAGAUAGAAUCAUUACGUCAUGAAAACGCGAGCUUAUCAACAUCGCCGAACUUAAAGGAAUCUUCGCAAAGCAAACUGCAGGCCAGAGUGAUGUCUGCAACGAAGGUUUCACGUGCGAAGAAAGAAAGAGUGGAUGUGAAACAAGUGAUAGAGUUUCCACUUCCUGUCAUAAAUUCAGUGAACAAACUGAACACUGGGUUUGAUGUCUCCCUUCUUGGCGGAGUCACAGAUCAUUAUGUACCUGAUUUAGUUUUACAAGGGACUCUAGCGAAUCCCAAAGUCUGGGAAGCUGAUUUGCGGAGGGAGCUGGACUUGACUUUGUACCUGAAUAAGACUUUGGACUCGCCAAUGCAAGCGGUGGCCAUCGUUGGCGAUACUAACAAUUGGGAAGUGCGUAUAUUAGGUAGGGAUUGUGGCUGUGGUGGUUUAUCACCACUGGUUGGCGGAAUGUUGGACGCGAUACCCGCAAUGCGCAUGGCGAGGGUACCCGCACAUCAGUGUCUCCUCUUCCUUGAGAGCAAACUUCGGGAAUUCUGCGUUUUGUCCAAAACCCUCGCAGAUAUGCUUAUGUCAACCGACUUUUGUGACAUCAGUACGCUUACCACAUCACUCAAUAUUGAUGUUAAUGAUGUGCCGUUGUUGUUGGCUGUGGCGAGUACGCAUACACCACAAGUGGCCACGCGAUAUGGAAUCACAUAUAGGUAGUUGGCUUAUGGCUUUAAAUUGAAUGAGAUACAUUCUAUAUUGCCUAAAAACAUGUGUGCACCAAAUCUUUUUCUUCAAACUAGUUUCCGGAGCUGUCAAAUUUGUUGAAACAUUUGACAUCAAGAAUAGAUUGAUUGAACUGAUAUACGAAUGAGGCCGUAGGUUGAGAAGCCUCCACAGAGUGGAUUAAUUCCUAGGUUCGAUUACCUGCAGAUUUCGGAUUAGGCUCAAAAUUAUUAUUGAAACGGACGUGUUAUGUGUGCCCCAUGCCCCACUAGUUUUUGGGUGGAUAAAUUUUUCAAAUUAGUGGCUUGAGAAGUCAUAGCACAAAAUCACAAUUUGUAUAUAUAAUGAAAGCAUUUUCUCUUUAGUAUUAAGAUUAUGUUAUCUGUGAUUUCUUCUGCAUAAUGAGAUAUUUUUAUCUGUGGUAAUACUGGUCGUAGUAUAAAAAUGACGUAUGUGCAAUAUUGGUGAACAAUACUCAAAAUUUUGGUGCUGUAUCAAACGUAAACAACAUUUUUAUUUAAUUUUAAUUUUAAAUUUAUUUGUAAAUUAUAUUUUUUAUAUUUCUGUUUCUGGGUGACAGCAUAGAAAUGAAUCAUUUGAUAAUAUUUCAAUUUGUUUUAUAUGUAGUAUUUAUAGAGAUUUCUCGUUCAUGCAAAAAAUUCUUAAUAUAAAAUCUAUAAAUUAUAGAACAUAUUUUAUCUGUACUAAAUUAUCAACCAUAGAUUUUUAACAUAGAAUGGUACUGAAAGUGACGUAAGAAACACGAGAGGGCGCUGACUUGAUUAUCGGUUAGAAAUAAAAUAUUAUCUAUAGUCACAUUAUUACAGGAUUACAUAUUUAAAAUCCUGACUUUAUGGUUCAAAUGCAAAUUUUGGCUUGAUGUGUUAGACUUUCAGUUCCAUCGUUAUGCUUCCCGGCAAAUAAGUUGGCAAGAGUUAGCGCAGGAGUCUCUAAUGUUUUUUCCAAUGCAAUUUUCAUAUUUUAUAAGUAAUUUUCUUAAUAUUCAUUACAAAGCUUUGCUCAUAAGUCAAACUUCAAAAUAGUUUUUGGCGCCAUCUCUAUUGUGUAUCUAUAUGAUAUAUAUAUUUGACUAUGACAUAUUUUACUAAUCUGUGGCCGCGAUGUUUGACAGUUGACAUAACGUUAGUAAACUUUAAUUUUCUUCACAGAUUAAGCUUUAGACAAAAUACGUAAUUAUCUAGUUUACUUUUUAAAUUUUUAAAACUUUUAUUAUAUAUCAGUUUCAUAAAUAUCUAUUACGCAAAAUCUUGCCAAUUCACAUGCCGAGACAAUACAGUCGCCAUCUUUCAACUUCUCUUUCCUGAUUUAUCCUCUGUAUCACCAAAAUCUUUAAGAUAUGUAUACUAUUACAAACUUUAAGCUAGUCUAGUAAAUCACCGUCUAUUCACAAAAAACCCUAAAUGUAAAAAUAUGUGAUGUAAUAAUUUUUAUACUUAGUUAUUGAAUAAAUUAUUUUUCUUA